UCUCCAAAAUUUCGUUGUAACAACAAUAUAUCACCACUCUGAUGUAUAAUCGAUAUAACACAUGCAUCCUAUUUGUUUCCUAGGCUCGAUCGAUGCAUAAACUUGAACACUUGUGGAACAAGGUCGCUGCUGGUGAAGUACUUAUUAUGUAAGCGCUUUCUUGGCUUGUUCUUGUGUUGUUUUACAUAAAGACGCUACUUACUUACAGCCAACGACAUUCCUUAUUCUUAUUUACCCCUCAUCCAGCUGGACUGGACAUUGUACAUUAAUAUUCCUGUAAUAUCUUUAUUUCUCCCUCCUUUCAUCACAAGCUUUAAAGUGACUCACACGCUGGUCGUCCAUGCAAUCGAACCGUCCUUCUCUACACGCUGGAAAGCUCGGCCUGCCCAGUUCCCCCGCAUGCACUCGUCUCAAGAGAGACGGGCCUUUCGCGGAAGGUCAUUCGCGAAACCAGAGUCAGCCCAUUGCGUUCACUGUGACUCGCCCGCUCCGCCUCCGUGGACCCUCAGUGUCGGUUCCCACCAGUGACAUCCAUGUCGCUCAGGUAUCCACUCGCCCUGGAACCCGUGCCAUGGGAACAACUUUUAGUUCUCGCUCCAAACCGCCUGCAGUCAGCCGCGAGUCGAGCACUUCUGCCAGUUCCAAAUCAUCUGCUUCGUCCUUCUCAUUCCGGGAGAGAAUGAACAGUCAGUCAUCUUCGUCUACUAGCUUAGAAGAUUACUUUAAGCCGCCAACAAAAUCUACUGGACCUGAUAAACCAUCCAAGACCGUUUUGGAUCAACAUGAAGACCCCAAGCAUGGCACAUAUUUUUCAACAUUGGAAAAUGGUCAUAACAUAUGGAAUCGUGUUGCUGCCGCUGCCAGUGUCUUGACAGUUAAUGUCAAUAAAGCGUGGUAUUCAAGGAUUGGCGCCUCAGAUGAGGAAGGUGGGGGCACAUCAAUCAUCACUUUUCCUUGCCUUCCUAAGUUCUCUAUCGUAGAAACGGCACCUGGACGCGACUCGCAUUUGACCCGCGUAAUGAAAGUUUAUCACCUUGCAAAGGCCCGUCAUCCUUCAGAUCUUCCUGACUGGCUCUUUGACGAGCGCGAACGGAAGCCAUCUCUCAGUUCUCGCUUCACAGAGUCGUCAAGAGGCACAAUAUCUGAUACUCAACCUUCGCGCCCUUCAGCACCACGUUAUGUCUACGACGACGCGGCCUCCCAUGCACUACCGACACACCAUUCACAGACCACAUCCCACGUCCUCGCUUCCUCAGAAAAGACAGGUUCAUCAAAGGCUGCGGAUCGUCUGAAGGCAUUCAGAGAUGCAAAGCGAGCUGAUUUGGGAGUGCGGCACGUUUCCUCCAAGUCAGAGAGCUUGUCCUACUCUCCGUCUCGAAUUCAUACCAGCGUGGGUACAUAUCAUAAUGGCAAUUACCGGAGCGCAUUGUCUUCUCCUACCAGACGACCCGCGCUGUUGGCGCAGCCAUCCCAACCAGGCGCAUUCUGAUUCAUGUCAGUCUUUCUCAGUCUGGAAGCGGUAAGAUUCUGUGAGCGCACAGACGCGUAUGGAUAAACAUUUCUAUAUAUACUGCAUGUAACUUGGGUGUCAUACAUGUAUGCACGUGUGUUUCAGCGAACCUAUACUGAAUCGACUUGGUGGCAUACAAUUAUUGCUUACAUUUUGUCGAAUGCAUGGAUUUGUUUGUAUAUCGAUUUGAUAUCGAUCUUAUCUCAUUUCGUGUGCUGACAUCGUCACCUGUUGUCAUUGGAAAUUCACAAGUCUGACAAAAUCCUGAAACUUUGGUUGCGAUGAAGACUUCACAUGCCGUUCUGCUGCUCGUGCCGCAGCGUGUCGUUUCCAGAGAGACCAACUGACGCCGAGACAACACCGAACCAGCUUUUCAGGUGACGGAGACAAGAUCUGCUGAA
Molecule: messenger RNA, 1911 nt
Organism: Suillus bovinus
Lineage: Eukaryota; Fungi; Basidiomycota; Agaricomycetes; Boletales; Suillaceae
Exons: 3
Coding region: 341-1489 (382 amino acids)
Source: RefSeq, a predicted model, not a curated record